AUGAGUUCAGAUGAUGCUUCACGUUACUUAGAACGGCAGCGUCAAAUGGCCUCGAACGUAGUCACUGCACCGAGCACUCAUCGGCGCGCUUUACGUGAAGGUGAAUGGGCAUGCAUCGAUGCAAAAUGUGCAUACAUCAACGCAGAUCGCAUUAGUGUAUGUGAGCGUUGCGGUAAGGCUAAGCCACGUUCCAAGAACCGUGUGGGCCGUGAAAUUGGAAAAGAUGCAGCAGAAAAAUCCAAAGGACUGUUUGCUGCUGAAGAUUGGGCGUGCACAAAGUGCGGCAAUGUAAAUUGGGCGCGAAGAACAGCGUGUAAUAUAUGUAAUGCACCAAAACUAGGUGAUCUGGAAAUACGAACUGGUUAUGGUGGAGGAUAUAUGGAUCGACAAAAUGUUGAGUAUAUUGAACGAGAAGAUGACGAAGAGUUCGAUGAAUUUGGUCGUAAAAAGAAACGACGAAAAGUAGAUAAUAAAUCGGAAGAGGAGCAGAAGACCACUGAACCAGAGGAAUAUGCGAAAUACAAUGAGGGGGAAAGUGAAGAAGGGAAAGAAAAAAUUGAAGAGGUAGAAAGCGAUGUCAAAGAGGCUAUUUCUGGUGACAACGAGGAAGAGGUGGAAGAAGAGGAGGAAGAAGACGGAAAUGAUGCUGAUUUGGAUAAAUAUGAUUUAAGUGCUGAUGAAUUCGAAGUGGAAAACUUGAAGGCUAAAAUAGCAGCGCGUAAAGCUGCCCUUUCAUCUUCAGAAACUCAGAUAAAGAGCGAAUCAAGGUGUUCGUCAGAUUGCUCAUGUUCAUGCAGUGGCGGUGAGUGCUCGUGUGAAGAAAGUGAAAGUGAAGAUGAACGCAAACGUUCAAGUCGGGACUUUGAACGUGAGAAAGAAAAAGGUGAUACACGAAGUAAAGAUCGUGAUUCAACUCGUGAUAAAGAAAAAGAAAAAGAACGAGAUCGUGAACGUAGAGAUGAACGUAAUAGCAAAGAUGAACGGGAAAAAAGCCGGUACGGGCAACGCAAUAGUCAGUGCAAAGAAAGUUCACCACGUCGAUAUCACAGUUCAUCGGUGCAUCGAGAUAAAGGUCGACGUUGA
Cercopithifilaria johnstoni is the source of this 1083-nucleotide messenger RNA. NCBI's taxonomy places the organism in Eukaryota, Metazoa, Nematoda, Chromadorea, Rhabditida, Onchocercidae. The record is from the annotation of a GenBank genome assembly.